Sporothrix brasiliensis 5110 is the source of this 5130-nucleotide messenger RNA. RefSeq lists its product as uncharacterized. NCBI's taxonomy places the organism in Eukaryota, Fungi, Ascomycota, Sordariomycetes, Ophiostomatales, Ophiostomataceae. The record is from RefSeq and is a predicted model, not a curated record. The coding region runs from base 1 to 5130 and encodes 1709 amino acids. The transcript has 2 exons.
AUGAAAGGCAACCGCCGGAACCACCCGCCACCGCCCCCGUCGGCCAGCGGUGCAGCAGCAGCAGCAGCAGCACCGGCAGUGGCGGCAGCGACAGAAGCGACGACAGCCAACGGCGCCCUGCCGUCACCGACCUCUCCGUCCGCCAAAGGCACUGCCAAGUACACCAACAAGGAUGGCUCCAAGUUUAUCACCGUCCCCAAGAUUGGCAGCCCCGGGUCGCCAACGCCAUCAACCGAUGCCACUGCAACUGCACCGCCGCUGCCAGCCCUCUCUCCGACGCGACCUUCUCCCGAAGCGACUUCGACCGACAUGGCGGCCACGGCGUCGCAGGACGCUGCGGCCGCGCCGACGGCCGGCAACCGCAAAAAGGCCAAGCGAAGGGCCAAGGCGGCGGCACGAAAAGCCGAAGAGGACAGCGCGGCGGCCGCAGGGACAGUGUCCGGCGUGUCGUCCUCACCCCCACAUCCAGCACCGCCAAACGGCACCAACGGCGUGUACACCAUAGACCUGGGCGACAAGCCGACGACCGGCUCGACACCAAAAGCGACACUGGCCCACCACGAAGCCGGUGACAGCGACGACGAGGGCGACGACCACCACUACGGAUCGACGACGGCGGCAACAGACGCGCCGCCGACGUCUGUGCAGGCGGAGGGCACGGCGAGCAAAUCGAAAAAGUCCAAGAAAAAGAAGAAGAAGAAGAAGGACAAUGCGGCGACCGGAGGCGAUGCCCCCGCCAAUCUGCAGCUUCAGCAUCCACACCAGCAACACCACGAUCCGUACCGUGCACCGCCGCCAGCAAAGCAGCAGCAACAGCAGCCGCGGCCGUCGGCAUCGUCCAAGGAAAAGAUUUGGAACACCAACUCGCAAGAGGAGCGCCAGCGGAUCAAGGAGUUCUGGCUGGACCUGAGCGAGGACGAGCGCAAGUCGCUGGUCAAGGUCGAAAAGGACACGGUCCUCAAGAAGAUGAAGGAGCAGCAGAAGAUGACGUGCAGCUGCCACUUUUGCGGCCGUAAGAGGACCGCGAUCGAGGAGGAGCUCGAGGGCCUGUACGACUCGUACUACGAAGAGCUUGAGCAGUUUGCCAACGACCCGGCUGGCCAGCAGCAGCAGCAGCAGCAACGACAGCCACUACAAAAUGGCGGCCGACCGCCGGCGCUGACGGCCAGCGACAGUCGCUCUGGGCACGGCCACUCGAACGGCCGCGACGCCGCCCACCCGCCUGCCCACGCACACAGCCACGCGCACCACCACCAACACCAUCACCCCGGACAUCGUUCCGGCUCGGCCUCGGGUCGUAGUCACAAGCCGUCGCGCGGCCGCAUCGUACGGCACGGUGACGACGAGGGUGUGGACGACGAUGACGUGGACGAGGCGUACGCGGACGAAGAGGAGGACGACGGCGACGAAGAAGGGGACUACGAAGAGGAGGACGACGAGAGCGACGAGGACGACGACCUCGAUGACCCGGACGAGGUAGACGACGACGAGGACGACGAGGACGAAGACGACGAAGAAGACAUCCCGCCCGACGAGAUCCACCGCGACUACGCCAACGACUUUUUCAAUUUCGGCAACUCGCUGCAAGUGCACGGCGGCAUCCUGACCGUCGCCGACGACCUGCUCAAGAACGACGGCCGCAAGUUUAUCGAGAUGAUGGAGCAGCUCGCCGAGCGACGUAUGGCGCGCGAGGAGGAUGCGAAAGAUCAAUACGCGGGCGGCGUCGGCGGCGUCGGCGGCGUCGGCGGCCGCGGUGUCGGUGUCAGUGUCGGCGGUGCGAGCGGCUAUGGCCCGCCUGGCAUAAACGGCGGCGCCUACGGCCACAACCACCACCUUGCUUCCGAGGAAGAGGACUACGGGCCCGAAGACGAGGACGACGAGGACUACGGCAGCGAGGACGAGGAGUACGACGAAGAAGAGGUCAUAUUUGACACCAUGACGGAGGAGCAGCGCAUGGAGGAGGGCCGCCGCAUGUUCCAAAUCUUCGCCGCGCGCAUGUUUGAGCAGCGUGUGUUGACGGCGUACCGCGAAAAGGUGUCGAAAGAACGCCAGCAGCGCCUGUUUGACGAGAUUGACGAGGACAAUGCGCGCCAGCAGAAGCGCGACGAGAAGCGCGCCAAGGACGCGCAGAAGCGCAAAGACAAGGCGGCGCAGAAGAAGAAGGCCCUGGCCGACGAGAAGGCGCGCAAAGAAGCCGAGCGCGAGGCCGAGCUGGCAGCGCGCCGCGCCGAAGAGGCGCGCCGCGACGACGAGCAGAAGCGCAAGGCCGAAGAGAAGCGCAAGAAGCGCGAGGCGCAGCGCAGGGCCGAGGAGGAGGAGCGCCUGCGCAAAGAGGCCGAGCGCCUGCGCCGCAUCAACGAGCAAAAGGACCAGGAGCGCCGGGCGCGCGAGGCCAAGGAGCGCGACAAGAAGCUCAAGGAAGAGGCGCGGCAGCGCGACCGGGAAGACCAGGAGCGGCGCGAGCGCGAGAGCCGCGAGCGCAAGGAGAAGCAGGAGCGCGACAAGCGCGAGAAGGAGGCGCGGGCGCGGGCCAACGAGGCACGCGAGCGGCAGCGCCAGGAAGAACGGGCGGCCCAGAGAGCGGCGCCGUCGGGCUCGGGCUCGGGCCCAGCGCAGACGAGAGCCCCCGUCCCCGUCGUGCCCGUCGCCACCGCCACCGCCACCGCCACGCCGACAGGACCGUCCGUCACACUUCCGAAGCGCCCGUCGUCGGACCAGAGCCAAAGCCAAAAGGCGCCCGUCCCCGUCCCCGUUCCCGUCCCCGUCCCGGCCCUACCGCUUGCCAACCAAGCCGCCCACUCGCCGCAGCCGACGACCGCCACGCCCGUCACGCUACCCCAGAAGGCGCCGACGCCCAUGCGGCCCAAGACAGGACAAGCAGGACAAGCAGGACAAGCAGGACAGGCAGUCGGGAGUGCCGCCGGCAGUGGGAGCAGCAUUGCCGGCUCGAGCUCGCGUGCCGCCUCUCUGUCUGGGUCUGGUGGUGGUGGUGGUGGCCCUGGCAGCCAGAGCCAGAACGCGUCGCCCAACCCCAUGACGCCCGUGCAGUCGAGCGCCCAUGCCGGGUGGUCGGGCGCCGGCCUCUUUGGCCAGCACACGUUGUCGGGUGGUGGCGCGUCCUUCUUCCCGACGUCGCCUCUGUCCGGGAUCGCACGUCCUCUGUCUGUUUCCCAGCAGCAGCCGCAGCAGCAUCACCAACAACAGCACAUGGGUCUGGGACUGGCUGGUGCGCCGGGCUCGCCGACCAUGAUGCCGUUUGGCCUCGGCAGCGGCGGCGGCGGACAGCCGCCCGUCACGCUGCCUCCCGGCUUUGGCAGCCAGCCGGGCCUGCACUACGGCGGCGUUGGCAGCAGCGGCUUCCGCAGCGUCACGGGUCCGCCGGGCAUGCUCCCGAUGCUUUCGUCGUCGUCGUCGGCGUCGUCAUCGGCCGUCAACAGCAUCGGUCGCGCCGGCGGCGGCUUUGGCCCCAUGGUUCCACCGCCGCCGCCGCUUGGGUUUCCUGGACUUGCCAACAACAACAUGGGCACGGAUGGGUCGGUGGUGACGCCGAUUGGUUCGCUGCCGACGGACGGCGGCCACCACACGCACUCGCGGCAGGCAUCCAUUGGCGGUAGCGGCAGCGGUGGCGGCUUUGACACGGGCUCGUCGCCGGGCGGCAGCGGUCUCGCGUCGCUCCCGACUGGCCGGCCCGCGCCCAUUGGCCGGCCCGGCAGCACGGUGCACGGCCAGCGUGCGGGCGCGAUCGGGUCGUCGCCGUCGACAGACAGCGGCGACAAGACGGAUCCGGGCGGCCCCGCUGGCACUCACACCCACACCCACCACCACGACGAAGACCGACUGGGCUCCCGCGCGCUGCUCGACGACUCCGACGUUGGCCUGGAGGGCGGGUUCGCAUCGAUGCGGUCCCACCACCACCUGCCGCUGCAGCAUGCACGGCCGUCGUUUGGUCCAGGCCCGGCCCCCGGUCCUGGUCCUGGUCCUGGUCCUGGUCCCGGUGUCGACCUGACAUCGCCGUUCAUGUCGCCAUCCUCUGUCUGGGCGCCCCUGCCUGGCCAGCCCGGCCAACCAGGCCAACCGCAACACCCUCAACAUGCGCAGCAACAGCAGCAGCAACACCUCCAACACCUCCAGCAGCAGCACCACCACCACCUGGCUAUGGGCGGCAGUGCAUUCCCGCCACCCCAGGGUGCGUUUGGUGGUGGCAUGGGCGCCCCGCCUGGCAUGGUGGCACCACCCGGCAUGGUGGGACCGCCCGGGAUGGUGGGCCCGCCUGGCUGGGGCCUGCCGAUGCCGAUGGCGAUGCCCGCGCCGAGCGCGCUGGGCAGCUCGUUUGGGGCGCUGCCGCACCACGGCGGGAGUUUGGGGCGGUCCACACAGGGCCGGUCCGUGACGUUGCGGCAGCUGCUGUGCCGGGCGUGCAAGGAGCUCGCCGCGGAGGCUGCUGACGCUGACACUGACGCCAAGGACGAGGAGGCCGGCGAAGCGGCCGACGAGGCGGAGGGCGAUGAGAAAGGUGAGGGAGAGAAGCCGACCAAGACGACAAAGGCGACGGACGCGGCCCGCAACGCCACCGACGCCCCCGACACCAACGCCUUCCUCCCCAUGGACCGCGUCAAGGCCCGCGUCGGCGCGCUGGCCACGCACUUCUUGCCGGGGCCGGCCGUCCAGGACAGCGAGCUCGACCUGCUGUACGACACCGAGGGCAACAGCAAGAACGGCGGCGGCAACUUUGAGGUGCAGCGCGGCACGCCCGCCCACCACCGCGGCGGCAGCGGCGGCGCUGCGUCGCCGCUCGCGCUGGCCGACGGCGCCGUCACGGGCAUCCGGUGGGUGCCGGACGCGCAGGGGCUGCUGCAGCGGUUUGGAAGCGGGAGUGCGGCUGGUGGUGGUGGUGGUGGUGGCGACGCGGGCUUUGGCAGUUUCCCGACGGGCAACGGCUUCGGCGGGUUCGGCGGCGGCGGCGGCGGCGGUGGUCUGGGCGGGAUUGGCAGCAUUGGCUGUUUCGGCAGCGGCCACGGCGGCAUCGGCGGCGUCGGUGGCGGGCUGGGUGGCAUCGGCAGCUUUAACGGCGCUGACGCGAACCACGGCACGGCGCCCAUUGGUGCGUCCUCUGCGACCGGGCCUCGCUAG